AUGAUAGAUGCAAGGGACAUGCUCCUGCACGGGCAGCACAAAGCCUUCAUCCUUGAACAAGUCCCGGGCUUUGACAAACAUGAGACAGCUUCGGAUCCAUCAAAGCCCACUCCGUUGCGCAGGUUUCUGGAUAUGAUCCACACCGAGCUGAAGGUGGCCAAGAAGCCAGGCUACCAUGCCGUGGUCCUGAGGGCUUCCCAUCAAGAUUGGGUCCAGCUGAUGCGUGACAGGGAAGCUUUGAGAGGCUUGGAAGAUGAGGUUGAUGCUGAGCCGGCUCAGCCUUUGGACGAUGACGAGCGACAUCAAGCUGCGGUGGAGAGAGCAGCGCAGGCAAGGGCAGCCCGAGCUGGAUACACAGAAGCAGCGCCUUGUCAGGAUGAGUCUGACGGUUUCGCUUUGGCAAGUUUUGGAUUGCUAAAGCUCGGAACAGACUUGCAGCAGCAACUCGCGCAAGCUGCGUGGAAGCUCAGAGGGGCCAAGACAGCCACCGUGGCAAGGUUCAAAAGGAUGUUCAGUGAACUGCUGCUGCAUUUUCGGCCUACGGGCAGCCUGACCUCACAGGCUGCAAUGAUGCAGCAGGACAGACAAGCACUGCACGUCGUGAUGCAGCAGGCAGCAUGUUAUUUGGUAGUUUUCUCAGCUUUUUUGAUUGGGGCCUUGCUGGCUACCCUGUCAAAGCUGUGUGCUGGUGUGAAUCCCAAGACCCACAGGGUGGUGAUGCUCCUUGUCCGAAGGGCUUAUGAUGAAACUCCUUCGGAUAUCAGCGUCGCUUGGAUGACACAUUCUGAAUUGGGUGCAUUUAACAAGAAGCGAAGCAAGCAGGAGGGGACUGCGAAAGUCCUCCAGACCCGAUGCGAUGUUUUGAUUCUGAUGAAUCAUGUCUCGAGCGCGACCUACUACAGCAUGAGGAUUCCCAUGCCUUGCUGGCUCAUGGCGCUGGAGAAAACAAAUGCUCAGACGACUGCCAAGGCCCAGAGGUCAAUUCUGGACAUGAUUCCUGGCCUCCAGUCCUUCGGCCAAAAGGCCAAAUAUAAUCUGCAACUCGUGACAACCGAUCGCUGUGCUUCCAACUUGAAAGCCGAGAGACUCCUCGACACUGGGGGAAUCAACGGCUGCACAACACAUCAUUUUUGUGUUGUGCAUAUGACCCACACCUGUCAAUCCAAGACCGUCCAGAUGCUGGACGGUCAAGUCACCGGGAUGGUUGCUACAGCUUUGACUUGUAUGGACGCGGGAAGCAUCCGAUCGCUUCGAUCAUCGAUGGAGAAGGUUCUGAAAGACAAGGUGCAUUUGUGCUUCGGGUCUCGGCCGGAGGAUCCGUUUGCAAACGAGUACAGAUCUGCUGUCUUGGAAACCUUCCUACCCUUGCAGGACGAUGAUGGAGAUGAGCAUGUUCUUGGCAGGAUGCAAGAGCAUUACUUGCAAAGAAAGCGAAGUCGAGCCAUCAUCAACUUCUUCCUGCACGGGGACCUGCAAGACCAAGAUGAGAUAUGGUUCUGGAGUGAAACAUGGGGACUGGAGCAAGAGCAUGUUGUGCAACUCAUGGCAAAAUGGCUCAUCCCAGUUUUGCUUCCAAAGCGGCCUCCAAUCUUUUCGCGCACCCGAUGGGACGGGUUCCAUGACUCUCUCCUGUGGUUCGGACUGGCACAGGCUUGCCAUGGCUUGCUUCGCCCUACGCUGCAAGACUUUCUGAAUGUCACUCCGACGGUGCUGCCGCGUGCGGCAGAGGAUGACCGUCAGGAGGUCGAUGCAGAUGAGGCAGACAUGGAGGCUGUCACCGGGAACAUCGACUGGAAGGAGCUCAAGGUGAAGAUGCGGCAGAAAGUGCAGGUGUGGCUUCAACAACCGUUGUUCCCACCUGUGCUUCUUAUGCUUCAGGCCUUGCGGCCAAUGUCUCGAUUUUACCACCGCCUGAUUUAUUCGGGCGGUGCGGAAUGGGAAGACAUUGAGAGGACGAAAGAGUCCCAAGGCUGCCGUCGAUCGUAUGCGGUGCUUGAGGCGGCGCGGGAAUCAGAUCUCAAUGCUUACCGGCGGAGUGUGAGUGACACCUUCCACGAGCAGAUCGUGCUUCUCCCGCGAUGGUGUCACUUCCGCCACUACCAGGUGCUUCUGUUUCGCAUGCUCAGCCGCAAUGUGUGCAGCACGGAGUUUCUGAUCGGCACAACCUACAGGUCAUACCCAAUCAAGCUCUUCAAGAGUUUAGACAAGGUGCACGAGGCGACGGAUCCGGAGUGCAUGCACUGCCGUCUCACAAAGCUGAUCCUCUCGGAGGGUUGUGACCUGGACAGUCCUGAGUCGCAAGCUGUUCUGACGGCCAUCGCUUCAAUGUUUCAGUUGCACAUUGCUUCGAUAGAAGCCCGAUCGAACAGUGCUGACCGAGCCCAGUUCUGCCGUGACAUGCCUGUGUCCGGAACAGCCCAAGCAGACACCGUGCCGCCCGAGCCGAAGCAGCCGGAGCGAAAGAAUCCUUGGAAUGCAUUCCUCAGCGAGAAGUGCCGCCGCAGAAUCUCUGACCUCGGCAGCACUUCGUACGCUGCUCUCGUUGAGGAGUACCGUCUGCCGGGUUAUGCUCAUCAUGGUGCUAUUCCUGCAGCAGCGGCAUCAUCUUCUGGCUCUGGCAAGGAAGUGGCCGUGGAAGCUCUUGUGGCUGUGCCUGCCGCUGGCCACCAGGAGUUGGCAGUCCCUGACCAGGCUUACAAGUUGAUGGCUGCAGACUUGUCAGACAAACUGCAGGUGGUUCAGCAGGAGUAUCACAGGCGAUCUGCGUCUGUGAAAGACUGGUGUGACAUUUUUCGCGACAGCCGGGUUCAGCAUCGGCAAGAUCAAGAGCAUCUUUUUCGAGAAUGUGGUGUGGUGGAGCAUGUGCCUGCGCUUAAUGGCCUCGUGUCGGCGGAAAUGCGCGUACCAGCGGACAAGAUCGGCGAAGUGCCCGGGUUAGAUGGUUCAAUCAUGAGGGACCUAGAUCUGCUCUCAGUUGGUGAAAAGAGCACCUUGCGGGCCUCUCUUUUGGACAAGUGGCAGAGCAUGUGUGACUUGAUUUUGAACACAGAUGAGACACCAUUUCCAGAUGCUUCAGAUGCUCUUCCAACUCGUUGUGCACAGCUCGGCAUGUGUGUCUGUGCUUCACGUGGCUUGCAAGCUUACCUCUUUCAUUGCAGGCUGAUUUUCUGUUUGAAGGCAUUCUUCACACCCAAGAGAUCCCGCAAGAUUCGGGAUGCUGCUGGCAACAUGGUGAUCAAGGAGCUGUCGCAAGCCGAGCAGCAUCAGCAGACAAAACUGAAAUCCAACCGAAAGCUUCUGGAUGAUGGUUUCGUUGUUGUUUGCUUGCGGCCAUCCAGCCGAACUGCCGCAGCAGAAGAGGUUCUGCCUCACAAGUACAUGCACUCCUCCUGGAAAGCUUUGGCCCUGACUGCAAUGAAUGUCAGUGCGGAGGGUGAAGCAGAUUCUCCAACUUCCCUCUGGCUCCAUCUCGGCCACAUCAAUUAUACGACGUGGGCUCUCGGUGUGUUGCGUCUGGACGAAGCUGGUGCUGAUGAGGCUCGGCCUGAGUACACGAAGCUUCAAGUGCCCACACCUCAAGAAUGUUGCCAUUCCGUCAGAAUGUUUGAGCAAAGCGGCAUCAAUUUCAGUGGCCCGUGGCAGUUCACUGUCAGCAUGAUCUUGAGCAACAAUGAUGAGCUGGAAAGGGCCAGCAUGCGACCCGACACAGUGCUUGUGAAACAGCAUGCAGAAGUGCCCAACAUGGAAUUCUGGCAGGGCUGGCCGGCAGAACAGGCCCGCCAUGAAAAGAACUCCAAAAGUCGACCUGUGCCUUCAUCUGGCAAGCGGAAGAAGGAGACAUCUUCAGCCACAGCUGGGUUCCGGAAAAGAACCAAGUCUGCGCCGGGCUCAUCCACGGAUGCCGUGGAGCCUCUGCCUGCACACGAACCGGAGGACGAUGUGGCUGGAGAUCCAGUGGAAGAAGAUCUUCUGCAUGAUGAGGAAGUCCGCAGUGAGGCCUCCAGCACUCCAUGGUCUGAGUAUGUGGCCGAUGCUUUGGAGAGGGAGGAGCCUGGGUAUGAUGGAAGCUUGAAAGCGGAAGGCUCCGCUGCAGCCGCUGCAGCAGCGCCAGACAUUGCUGCAGGUUCUGUCGAUGAUGCUGAUAUGGGUCCUGCUCGUGCAGACACAGCCCACCCACGUGCCGAACCACGCCCGACAACUGUGGUGGGCUUCAAGAGUUUAGGAGACCUUCGCUUCAAUGCCAAAGACUGUCACAUCAUGGCGGACAGUGCAGCUCUUCACAAGAGCACAAGCAGAUGGCAGUGCCUCGACAUCUCAGUCUUCUGUCUAGGCAGGAAGCGAGAGCUGAGUUCAUGCGAGAACCACAUGCUGCGGAUGUUGCGAGUCACGAACGCACACGGAAUCACGAUGAUUUUCGUCGUCUUCCUGCGCAAGGACGUGUAUGGUGUCGCAGAUGCUGGUUUCCUUGCCAAGACUUACAAGGACCUCAUCACGAAGCAGCAGGAGGCGACCCCGAAGAAGCUCAGCGAUCUUUUGCCAGAGAGGGUGGAUAUGCGUUCACUGAUGGAGGGCAAAUUCAUCGAUGUCAGCCAGGGGGUGAAGCGUGGUGCCCACAGCAACAAACCUGGGUUUGUUCGCACCUUCACAACAAGCACGGUUUUGUAUGAUUUCAGCCGUGAUGUUGUCUUGAGUGGCUACGAGAUGCUGCUACUUCAUGGUUUCCCACGAGACUUUGUGAUUCCGGCCGACAUCCCAGAGCCGGAGGUGCGCAAGGACAAGACGCCGAAGCGAGGUCCCCCGGGUGAUGAUGAUGCUGACGAGUUCGAUCGCAACAGUGAGCGAGGAAUGCCUGUGGAUGAUGGAUGUUACAACUGUGGCGGCACGUGGAGCGACACUAACCCGGGGAAGCCGUGGUCUGCUGGGAAGGAGAAGUGGUUCGACAAGGAGCCGAAGUGGCGGCCCAAGUUCCUCAAGUCGGCGAGGAUCCGGUCGGGGGAGAUCGACCCACCUCAGUGGGACACCGCCAGCAAUGUCGUAGACUGGGAAACCGUGGAGAUGGAGAUUCACCAGGAAUUGGGCCUCCUGUCGGAGGCAGAGUUCGAGGCUCUGACAAAGUUCGCCGGAUCAGCUGUGAAGGCUGAGUUGCAGGAGGUGCCGAGCCCGCUCGGCCACGACAAGAACUUUUUCAUCAUCACCUUAGAUGGGCUUCCCUGCACCGUUACCAACGGAAUGAGGAAGCUUUGUUGCAAGUACAGGUUCGGCCUGACAAGGGAGGACAUGCUUUUGCAAGCAGCGAAACAGCUUGUAGAAGGGCAAGGGAAAGCGGUUUUCAGCUACCACAGCGAGGAGCAGCUGAAGCAGAGACCGAAGGGACUGCAGACCGAGCAGCAGUUCAAGGAGCUCAAGUCCUUGGAGGGGCUGAAAGAGAAAGCCCAAAAGGCUGUGGCCAAGAGCGGUGCGCAGCCAGUCAAGGCCACUGGUGAUAGCAGUUCCGAGGCUGGUGACGACGAGGACGGUGACGGUCCCAAGGCAAAGAAGUUGAAAGUUCAGCAGUCGGGGCGACUGCAGAAGCUUGCCAAGCCCAAGAGGAAGGGGGGCAAGAAAGCACCCGCCGGCGCGGAGAUUGCCGUGGUUGACAACCCAGAGGGGGUCCCCAAACCUUUGGAGUCUGUGGUUGCGGCCCGUGGCAACACGCCGAAAUGCUUUACCAACUUGCACAUUGAUCGAAUUCUCAUGGGCGAGAAGUUGAUGAGGAGUGUGGAUGCAGCGAGAAAGAUUAUGGAUGACAUGAAGGCCCAGCGCCAGUUCCAAUGGAAAACUUUGCACAAACACAUCGAACUUUGCGAGAUGGCAAACGGAUUGGUUCACAACUCCAGCCAGAUCACUGCUCGAGAGUGCCGCUUGACCAUGGAAAAGUUGUUGUCGAAUAACAUCGAGCUGCCGUUCAACAUCCGUGUCCUGGGAACAGAGAAAAUCCUUGCGGGCACUUGGAGCGAGCUUUACCACAGCCCCCAGAGCACCUCUGCCCAGGACAUCACUCAGAUCGUGGACCAGAUGAUGAGUGUUCUGAUCAGCUGGCGACAUUGCAUGCCUGAGGACGCAGCUGAUGAGGCAGAGAAGAAGGGGAAAGAGGUGGACAUCUUCAGCUUCGACGACUUGGCGGCAGAGGUGAUGGCGGACAAGGAGGACACGAAGGACGAUGAGGAGGAAACCAAGACGCUGCAGGUCUUGGAAGAGGCUGGGAUGCUUUUGAGCUUUAAAGUCUUGGUGUCUUGA
Symbiodinium sp. CCMP2592 is the source of this 6276-nucleotide messenger RNA. The record is from the annotation of a GenBank genome assembly. Lineage: Eukaryota; Dinophyceae; Suessiales; Symbiodiniaceae.